Rhodotorula graminis WP1 is the source of this 1553-nucleotide messenger RNA. RefSeq lists its product as uncharacterized. The transcript has 3 exons. Lineage: Eukaryota; Fungi; Basidiomycota; Microbotryomycetes; Sporidiobolales; Sporidiobolaceae. The record is from RefSeq and is a predicted model, not a curated record. Bases 1 to 1500 code for a protein of 499 amino acids. Gene Ontology annotation, molecular function: protein binding.
AUGGACUCGCAGGUGUUCAUCAGCUCGACCUCGACCGAUGCCGAUUACGAGCCGUCACCCCUCCUGCGCCUGCCAGAAGAGCUGCUCGACGAGAUCAUUCGCCUUGCAACGGGCGCACAAGCCUAUGACACUGUUCAGCCCCUUUGUCGUCGCCUGUAUCCUCUUCAACGCCGUCAUUACUAUCGAUCCAUCCGCAUCAGCAACUAUCCCAUGUUCGCCGGCUUCUGCGCCACGACGGCCGCUGUCCCCGCUCUGCGCGACCUCGUCGUCCAGCUCGGCCUCGAACUAUACGAGGCGUCGAACGAUGCAUCCUCCCCGCGGUUGUGGGGCGUCGGCUCCGGCCCGCACUCCUGGGACGACUCGCACCUCGCCGACGAGGACAAGGUGGUGACGCCGGCCGACCUGUCCGCCCUUCUCGCCCGACUUUCGCGACUCGAGGUCCUCAAGCUCGACUACCUGUCGGUCUCGCUCCUCGGCGUCAUCUUGUACGACGAGGCGACCCUGCCGUCAUUGCGCCGCCUCGAGACGCUCGGCAUCAUGACGCCGUCAACCGAGGGCCCGCCUGGCGCGCGCCCGGACGCCUGGGUGCGGCAGCUCGCACGCCUUCCGGCGCUUGAGACGCUCGCGAUCGCGCGCGAGGUUGACGGCGACCUGUUCCCGCCUUUUGACGCGCCCAUGCCGUCGUUCACGUCGGUCACCACGCUCGUCCUCGGGCGGCACUCGCACGAGUGGACCGGGCCGGCCCUGCGCGACAUCAUGCCCAACCUCGUCGCGCUCGACUUGUCGUCCGCGAGCCGCAAGCCCGACUACCAGGCCAUCCUCGAGGGCGCUCCCGACGGCCUGCGCCGCCUGUCGAUGCGGGGCAGCCUCCGCCCGGAUUCCCCCAGCAGCGCCGUCUCGCCCCCGAAUCUGCAGACGGCGGGUCUGCGCUUCAAGCACCUCGAGCACCUUGCACUCGGCGGGCACCUGUUCACGCCCGACAUCCUCCACGCUACCCCGUCCAAAAUCCCCUCUCUGCGCUCCCUCACCUUCGCGCCGGGUACGCCCGCCACCGACACGCUCCUCUCGUCCCUCCUCAGUGGUCGAGCCCGCCUCGCAAACCUCCGUGUCGUCACGCUCGACCACCUGUACGCCCACCGAGGCCCGACCAUCGCUUCCCGCGGCGGCGUCCUCCCGUCCAACCUUGUCCUCUUGCGCAAUCCGCCCAUGUACGACGGCUGGCUCGCGCCCAACGAGGUGCAGGGCUGCUCGGCCGCAGGCGUCGUCGCCGCCGUCGCGGCCGGGCGCACGCACGGCGUCUGCGUGCGCGGGACGGCGCUCGGCGUCGUCGGGUGGGAGGAGCAGUACGCGGCCGAGAGGGCGGCAGCGAUUGAGCUCUGGGGCGAGGACGGGCCGAGGGAGCUCGAGGAGGCGAAGAAGAGGGCGCUCAUGCGCUUGCGGACGCUCGGGCAGGGGUAUCGAGACGAGGCGGCGGCGCAGUCGAGCUCUCUCGGUAGCUGAGCGACUUUGCGCUCGUGCGCACGUGUGCAACCCCGCAACUCUUUGUCUCUCUC